Messenger RNA from Symbiodinium natans, 1050 nucleotides. The record is from the annotation of a GenBank genome assembly. Lineage: Eukaryota; Dinophyceae; Suessiales; Symbiodiniaceae.
AUGGGGUGCGGAUGUGUUUCGCAACACCAGGUGGGAAUUCCUGGUGGGGGACCUCGCCAGUUUUUAUACACAGCAACAGACAAGGAAUUUGUCCGGACAUUGGACAAAGAGGAGCUCAAGGAAAAGAAUCUGCUCCUGACGUACUUCCGGCUAGAUCACGAGGGACAUUUCGUUGUUACAGAUGGAUUUCGAGACCUCGUUCGCCGAAAAGGCGUACCAAGGAGGUAUCGAUGGCGAGCCUGGCGGGCACUCACAGGUUGGAGUGCCCUUUCAAAGCCAGGCUGGUACGAGAGGAUAAUGCGAAAAGCCCCGGACUCCAAGACAGUGGAGGCUAUAGAAAAAGAUCUCGACAGGACUUUUCCUGGCGUAGAAGAUUUCGACGACAGGAAGAAGCGAGAGCUCGCAAACAUGCUCCGAGCACAUGCAGGUCUUUUUCCAAGUGUGGGAUAUUGCCAGGGCAUGAACUUUGUUGCCGGUUUUCUCCUCUUGGUCGCUGGAAGAGUCCCAGAUGCAGCAAAGGAUGCAUUCUUCCUACUCGUGCAAAUGAUGGUCAAGUACCGAGCAAACCUCCUGUUCUGUGAUGGUCUCCCUCUUCUGAAGCUUCAUACGUUUCAGUAUCGUAUUCUGUUGCAGCGGCUGUUUCCAGAUGUCCACCGACACUUCACAGAAAACCAGAUUACGCCUGAACUCUAUCUGACCAAGUGGAUUCUCACUCUUUUCACCCAGCCCCUCUGCUUUGAUGCCGCUGCCCGUGUUUGGGACCUUAUCGUAUGCGAUGGCCUGCAGGCCGUGGUUCUGAUCGCCCUGGGCGUCGUCAAGCUAUGGAGAUCAAGGCUCUUGCAAGAAGAUACAGAAGGCAUCCUCGAAAUGCUAAGCAUGCGCGAUGGUGAGCCACUUGCUGGAGGCGAGAUCGUCAAGGCGGCGCUGGCACUCGAAUCUCAGAUCGCGCCUGGUUCCCAGGGCACAUUGCUCGCAACCGGGCGACAGUGCAGCUCUGGGGGCAGCAUGCCGAGUUUCGCUUUGCACGCCCAGGCCGUGCAACGUGAAUAA